Molecule: messenger RNA, 5886 nt
Organism: Sardina pilchardus (European sardine)
Lineage: Eukaryota; Metazoa; Chordata; Actinopteri; Clupeiformes; Clupeidae
Gene: pik3c2b
Product: phosphatidylinositol-4-phosphate 3-kinase, catalytic subunit type 2 beta
Exons: 33
Coding region: 413-5167 (1584 amino acids)
Biological process (GO): cell migration; phosphatidylinositol 3-kinase/protein kinase B signal transduction; phosphatidylinositol-mediated signaling
Cellular component (GO): cytoplasm; plasma membrane; phosphatidylinositol 3-kinase complex
Molecular function (GO): phosphatidylinositol binding; 1-phosphatidylinositol-4-phosphate 3-kinase activity; 1-phosphatidylinositol-3-kinase activity
Source: RefSeq, a predicted model, not a curated record
GCUACGAAGUGCAAGGCUGGAAAGCCUCUCCAGUUCGGCAACAAAAUAACCGGGUAGCCUAAUAGUAGCGAGACAGCGUGAGUGUCAUUGUUCCACGACGUUUUCAUGCAUUCAACGGAACGUAAACACGUUAACGUAAAUCUAUGUCAAACGGAUGCUUCUUAUGCCAGUUUGUAGACUACAACGCUCAGUGAUAUAGUUGAUAUAUUGCGGGAGUCGAAGAAACAAUUGGGAAUCAAUACGUUCAAAACGAAAUCGGACGUCAUGAUAGCGCCUUAAACAUUUGAGUUCAGCUGUAGCCAGAUGAGUCUGCUGUGGAGGCCGUGACUUCCGCUCUGGUGAUCCAGAGGCCACCGCUGCUGCCGCUGCUCCUGCUCCUUCCUGGUGCCCCGUGCGGGAGCGAGGAGGGGGGAUGUCGGCUGCACAGAUGCAGAGUGACGGAGAGCAGCGCUGGGGCUGCCUGGAGUCGCUGGGCCUGAGCCCGCGGGAGCUGGUGCUGGCCGAGGCCCUGCAGAUGGAGUACGACGCCCUGUCGCGUCUCCGGCAGGACAAGAGUCCGGCCGGCAGCAAGGGCCUGCCCGAUGGGGACGAGGGGGGAAGCAAGCCGCCACCGCCGCCCCAGAGGGAGCUACCGCUGCCCCCUCCCCGGCCGGUGCCAAGCCCCCCGGGAAGCAGCUUUCAGAUGGGAGAUUGGGGAUCGGACGCCCUGCUCCAGCCCAAUGGUGACGGACAGCCCAGCAGGAGUAACACUCAACCGGCAACGCCCAGCAAGGAGCCGCUGUACAUUCUGGAAACGGGGCCCAUGAGCAAGGGCCACUAUGACGGACUCCCUCCCCCAGACGAGCCCCCGCCAGCUCUGCCCCCUCGCAACCCUCUCCCGCCCCUGCCGGACCCCCCGAGACGCCCCCCGCCGACCCCCAGAGACAUCAACCUGUUCAGCCCGGAAGUGGACCAGCCUAAGCUGCUGUCCGCCGACAUGGUCAACUACGACCACCUCAACGACUCGCUGACCAAACUCAACGGGAACUGGUCCAGCCCCAGGGGCCGGCGGGGGGUCGGGGAGCAGGGAGGGAAGCCCGUGGCCCGGAGCAAAACCCUGCCGCCCCAGGUGCCCCCGCGCACCUACGUGCCCACUCCCAAGUGUGCCCGAGCCAACCGCCGGGCGUCAGCAGACCCGGUGUCCCUGGGUUCGCGACUGAACGGCUCGGGCUAUGAGCUCUUCCAAGUGUCAGAGGAACGGGAUGAGGAGGUGGCUGCUUUCUGCCACAUGCUGGAUGUUUUACGUUCGGCCUACCCUUGCAAUGAUCUCUCCAAGAACGCCGGCUUCGUGUGGGGCCCCUGUGUCACACAGGACGAGCUGCAGCAGGCCCUGGGCGUCAGCAUCAAAGUCACCGUGGUCAGCGAGCUCUUCAGGGAGCCUCUCACCUUCACCUGCGACGGAUCGUCCACGGUGGACCUGCUGAUCUAUCAGACACUGUGCUACACGCACAACGACCUGGAGCUCAUUGACGUGGAUGGCUACCUGCUCAAGAUCUGCGGAAAGGCCGAGUUCCUGCACAAUAAGCAGACCCUUGCAAGUCUGGAGUACAUUCAGCAAUGCCUGAAGUUCGACUGGGACAUCCGCCUGAACCUGAGCGAAAGGGCGUCCGUGUGCGUGGAGCUGGCGAGAACGGAGGACGACGACGAGACGGCGUCCAGCAUGAACCACAGCAUCGAGCUCCAGGAGCGCACCAUCAGACAGACCGUCACCAGAGAGGCUUUGACGCUGCUUCUGGACACUUUCCAUAAUGAGGCCGAGUCCUUCAUCUCAUCAGAGGUGGAGAUACCGUUGCACGUGGAGAGGUUGGUGCAGUCAGUGAAGGCUCUGUGUAGCUCUCUGGCCUCUGUUGAAACGCCGGACGUGACCUCUGCCCUCAACCAGAUGCCUGCCUGCCCCUGUCGACUGCAGCCCCGGGUGCAAAAGGAUGUGACGGUGUUGGCGAGGAGAGAGAACAGAGAAAAAGUGGUGGAGAAACUGACGUCGGCCAUCUUGGAUCUGGUGGAGCUCUACUGCAGCACGUUCAACGCCAACUUCCACACGGCACCUCACAGCUACCGGCCCACCGCGCCAAUCCAGGAAGCUGGCAUGGUGACCAACGUGUUGUCCUUCAGCGUCUAUGGCGCCCACCGCAUUCCCAUUACAUGGGCUGCCAGCUACGAGGGCUUCUUCCUGUCCUGCUCGCUCACACACGGCGCGACGGAGCUCUGCGCCCCCCAGCACACCAGCAAGCAGGCCGUCAGCAAGUAUCUGUUCCAUCUGGUGGUCUGGGACCAGAGGGUUUGUUUCCCGGUUCAAAUCAACCAGUUGCCACGGGAGACGCAGCUGACGGUGACCUUGUAUGCCAGCCCCUUACCGCCCCCUGGAGGGGCCGAGGAGAAGGGCAAGCAGCGGCGCAGCGUGGAGUCCCUCGGCUGGGUCACCAUGCCCCUCUUCAACUUCAGACACGUGCUGACUUGUGGAAGGAAGUUGCUUGGUCUGUGGCCCUCAACACCAGGAAGUUCUGGAAAUGCUCGCUCAAGUACGCCAAACUUCAGCCAGCCAGACAGUGUCAUUGUACAGGUGGACUUCCCCACCUCCUCAUUCGAGGUGCGUUUCAGCACCCCUGCGCCAGCCGAGUUCAGCCCCCAGUAUGAGUUCUCGCGGUUGGACCAGCACAGCCAGAAGCAGUUGCGGGACAUCCUGCAGAAGAAGUCCCUCUUCUGGCUGUCUCAGGACGAGAAGCGCCUGCUGUGGGAGAAGCGCUACUUCUGCCAUGCGGAGAGCAGCAGGCUGCCUCUGGUGCUCGCUAGCGCCCCCCGCUGGGAGUGGGCCUGCCUGCCCGACAUCUACGCCCUGCUGCGCCACUGGGCCUGCAUGAACCACCUGGACGCAGUGGGCCUUCUGCACGCCACGUUCCCUGAUCAAGAAUGUAGGCGAACGGCUGUCCAGUGGAUGGACACAAUAUCUGACCCAGAACUGCUGGACUUCCUGCCACAGUUAGUUCAGGCUCUGAAGUACGAGUGCUACCUGGACAGCCCUCUGGUGCGCUUCCUGUUGAGGAGAGCCAUAGCAGACAUGCGCAUCGCUCACUACCUUUUCUGGCUGCUGAAGGACGCGCUGCAGGACUCUCAGUUCAGCGUGCGCUACCAGCAGCUGCUGGCGGCCGUGCUGUGCUGCGUGGGCCGCGGCCUCCGCGAGGAGUUUGACCGCCAGAGCUGGCUGGUGUCCAUCCUGGCCCAGGUCGCCCAGCGCGUGCGAGACGCCUCGCCCUCUUCACGCCAGGCGAUCCUCAGGGAAGCGCUGGAAGAGGUAAAACAGUUCUUUAAUGCCAGCAGCAGUUGCCGCCUCCCCUUAAACCCCGGCCUCCUGGUGAAGGGCAUCAACAUCAAGUCCUGCUCCUUCUUCAACUCCAACGCCGUCCCCCUCAAGCUCUCCUUCCAGAGCAUGGACCCCCUCGGAGACCAGAUCAACGUCAUCUUCAAGUCUGGGGACGAUCUGAGACAAGACAUGCUGACGCUGCAGAUGAUCCGCAUCAUGAACAAGAUCUGGAUCCAGGAGGGCCUGGACAUGAGGAUGGUCAUUUUCCACUGCUUCUCCACCGGCCGCGGAAGAGGGAUGGUGGAGAUGAUCCCCAACGCCGAGACCCUGCGGAAGAUCCAGGUGGAGCACGGGGUCACCGGCUCCUUCAAGGACCGCCCGCUGGCCGACUGGCUGCUGAAGCACAACCCCACAGAGGACGAGUAUGAGAAGGCGGUGGAGAACUUCAUCUACUCGUGCGCAGGCUGUUGCGUGGCCACCUACAUCCUGGGGAUCUGCGACCGCCACAACGACAACAUCAUGCUCAAAACCAGCGGCCACAUGUUCCACAUCGACUUUGGGAAGUUCCUGGGUCACGCCCAGAUGUUUGGCAGCAUCAAGCGAGACCGUGUUCCAUUCGUCUUCACCUCAGACAUGGCCUACGUUAUCAACGGUGGAGACAAGCCUUCCAGAAGAUUCCACGACUUUGUUGACCUGUGCUGUGAGGCUUACAACCUCAUCAGGAAACACUCACACUUGUUCCUCAACCUGCUGGGCCUGAUGCUGUCCUGUGGGAUCCCAGAGCUGUCUGAUCUGGAGGACCUGAAGUACGUCUGCGAUGCCCUUCGACCACAUGAGUCGGAGGCUGAUGCCACCAUGUACUUUACCAGGUUGAUCGAGUCCAGUCUGGGCAGUGUUGCCACCAAGCUGAACUUCUUCAUCCACAACCUGGCCCAGAUGAAGUUCGCCUCCACGGAGGAGCGGCCCGUCCUCUCCUUCGCCCCUCGUGUCUACACCAUCAAGACCGACGGCUCCAUCCGGAGCCUGUUCGUCUGUCAGCACAUGAAAACCUACAGCCCCAAUAAAGGCUAUACGUACGUGGUGAAGGUGGAGCGAGAUGGCCAACAGGGGGCGACACUGGUGCAGAGGAGCUUUGAGGAGUUCCACGAGCUUCACACCAAGCUUCGCCUCAUCUUCCCCUCCUCCAAGCUGCCCAGCUUCCCCAGCCGCUUUGUGAUUGGUCGAUCUCGUGGCGAGGCCAUGGCCGACCGAAGGAAAGACGAGCUGAACGGCUACGUGUGGCACCUGAUCCACGCCAUUCCAGAGGUGGCACAGUGUGACCUGGUCUACACGUUCUUUCAUCCCCUGCCCCGAGAUGAGCGGCCAGGAACUGUGGUGAACACGCUCACCACGAAACCUGGAGACUUCUCAUGGAGUCCUGUCCCUGGCAAAGUUGCAGGGGAAGUGAAACUCUCACUUUCCUUCAAGAGUGACAAACUCUUCAUCAUGGUGAUGCACAUCCGCAGCCUGCAACCAGUGCAGGAUGGCACGGACCCUGACCCCUAUGUCAAACUCUACCUCCUUCCUGAUCCCCAGAAAACCAGCAAGAGGAAGACCAAGGUUGCCCGGCGUACAUGCAACCCCACAUAUAAUGAGAUGUUGGUGUAUGACGGGAUCCCACGGGGAGACCUGAAGCAGAGGGUGAUCCACCUGCGCGUGCUGAGUGAGGGGGCCUUCUGGGAGAGCACGCUCCUGGGGGAGGCCUUCAUCCCGCUCAAGAGCCUGGAGCCUGGCCAGCACUUGGUCGACUGGUACCAGCUUGGCACCGGGGGCUCCGAAACCAGCCGCUGAGCCCUAUGAGUGUAGUGUAUGUGUGUGUGUGUGUGUGUGUGUCUGGGCGAGGGGGGGUGUCUGUGACUGGUAAAGUGGAGUGUAAGAUUAAAAAGGAGAUCAUAUAGUUUGAUUGUGUGUGUGUGUGUGCGUGUGUGUGUGCGUGUGCGUGUGCGUGUGCGUGUGCGUGUGCGUGCGCGUGUGCGCACACGUGCGUGUGUACACGUGCGUGUGUGUGUGUGUUUGUGUGCGCACAUUGGAUGAGAAGUGUGUGAAGUUUGCUCAUAAGUUUUUGGUGAGCUGAUGAAGAAGCCCAUGGCUCAGAGGUGGAUCAUUUUCCCUCCUAGGGGGGGCAUCGUGUUGUGUUGUCUUUGGACUCCUUGCGUGCACGCCACGUGGGAGAGACACUGGACGCUCUGAUGGGCCAGCCAUCACCGGAUACUGUAUGUGGUGUGACACAUUACAGGAGUGGACACAGGGGACAUGGGGGUAGAUGGUUUUAAGACUGGGUGAGACUCCAAAGGGGGAUCAGACCACUGAAGGCAAAACCUUUGCACCUGUGGUGUCACCCGAGAACUUUGAGGAACGCCCAAAUGUGGCUGAAAACAAGAGUCUGCUGUAAAGUCCGCUUAUCGCUUAGUGCUUAUGAAUUUGUGCAGCCCUGCUCUACUGUGUUGAGAAAUUAAAAGGGAAAUUUUAAGUUAUGUUAUUUUGUAAUAAAUCGUUUAUGAUUUUCUUUU